AUGCCUUGGCACAUCUCAAAUAAGUUGCAAAGCAAUGCAAUCCUGCUUUCCGACUCCUGGCGAGUCUCCAAAGACAUCGUCAUCGAUGUCAAGGUCGAAUGGCGGAUGAGCAAGAAGGGGGAACUGCCCAAGGUCACUGUCUCGAUGGAACCGAAGUACAAGCCCGGCAAGACUGCUUCUCGGCACUACUCGUGGCGCAACAUGUAUCCCUACAGCACAGAGUAUCGCUUGGAUAUCAUUUCACUGCGCAUGACGGAUAGCGGGGAUUGCAUCUUCGGCUGUGGGAAGUUCGUACCAGAUCAUGAGUCUAGUCUGACUGCUGGCGAAAUUUGGGAGCAAAUCAUCGGUGAGCGCACAUAUCGUCCGAUGUUCCGAGAGUACGAGGCGGAGCUUCUUCUUACCAAGGGAAAUAGAGCGGCUAUGGUGCGCUGGGUAUGGUAG
Messenger RNA from Pseudocercospora fijiensis CIRAD86, 441 nucleotides. RefSeq lists its product as uncharacterized. The record is from RefSeq and is a predicted model, not a curated record. Bases 1 to 441 code for a protein of 146 amino acids. NCBI's taxonomy places the organism in Eukaryota, Fungi, Ascomycota, Dothideomycetes, Mycosphaerellales, Mycosphaerellaceae. The transcript has a single exon.